Messenger RNA from Myzus persicae (green peach aphid), 1525 nucleotides. RefSeq lists its product as uncharacterized. Lineage: Eukaryota; Metazoa; Arthropoda; Insecta; Hemiptera; Aphididae. The coding region runs from base 374 to 1474 and encodes 366 amino acids. The transcript has 2 exons. The record is from RefSeq and is a predicted model, not a curated record.
GAAGUAUACUUCUUAGGUAUUUGAAUUCGCGUUAGUUGAUAAGGUAGGCUGAUAAGACAUAUUAUGUGAUAUCAUAUUAUAUCAAUUAUUUUGAAUGAUUUGAUAAGAUACAAUACCAUGUGAAUAUGUGAUAGGAUAAAUUAAUUAUUAUGUUUAGAGUAAUUUGUUAUAAUUGUUAAAUUAAUUUGUUAAUAUAUAUUUUGUAACUUGUGACUUUGUGAGAGACAAGAUUGGGAUCAAUAAACAUUGAAUGUUGUUUCUCACUUUUACAGGAGAAACGUUUCAGUUUAUUAUACUAAUCUUGCCCCAGAGUGACAAUAAUUAAAAUAUAUUAUUAUAAAACAACAUUCUCGUUUAAAGAGAAAAAGAAACAAUGGAAAAAUUGAAGUUUGAAUUUAAAAUGAGAGGUAGUACAGAUGGAAAAACAAAUAUACUCUGCAUAACCUCAAUUGAAACUCCAGAUGAGAGGAAGUUUAUUUUGCCUGAUGAAUUACAACAGGCAUCAUUACAUACAGUGAUAUCAAACAAUGAAAUAUUUUCAAAAGUGAAAAAAAGUAUAACAAAAAGAAAUCAAUUUAGGAAAAUCUGGAUGACGGUUACUGAUAAAAUUAGAGAAGUCUACCUCGAUGAAGAGGAAAAUUUACAAUUCAGAGAUUAUUACUUAGAAGAAUUAACAAUAGAUAAUAAUACUACGAAUGAGUCUGCACAAACAACGACAUUGGAAAAAUUAGUAGAAAAAUUAAUUGAAAGUAAUCGAAAGUCAGAUGAAAAACCUAUUGAAAAAAUUGCAAAAGAGUUAACUAUAAAUAAGUUUAACAAUAAAACACAAAACGCUAGUCAAUGGUUGAAUGAAUUUGAAGAUGAAUGCAACAGAUUCAAUGUGACACAAGAUGAGAAAAAAAUUAAAUUAUUGAAGCUUUUCCUAGAAAAAUCAUGUAUAGAUUGGUAUGAAUGUGUCUUAAUAAAACUAACUAUUAACUCACAAUGGUUGGACUGGAAAAAAAGAUUCUGUGACACUUUUGCUAAUAAAGGAUGGAAUCCAAUCAGGUAUGCAAUUAAUUUUAAAUAUCAAACAGGAUCACUAAUAGAAUACGCAUUAAGAAAAGAAAAGUUGAUGUUAGAAACAAGGAAAAGUAUUGAUGUGAGUACACUGAUUGAUUUAAUUGCAGUAGGUCUACCCAACUAUGUAACCGAUAAAAUUGAUAGAAACACUUUAAUUGAAACAGAGGAUCUAUAUAAUGAAUUGGGUAAGUUAGAACACCUAACAAAUAAAAAAAAACCAGAUAUACCUAAAAAAGUAAAUGAACAAGGAUUUAAAUUAAAAACACCAUGUACAAUUUGUAAAGAAAAAUUAAACAAAGUUCGUUUUCAUCCAUUAGAAAGUUGUUGGUAUAAAGAUGCGCAAGAAAAAGAGAAAAAAAUAAACAAUUCUUUUAUAGCCAUAGAAACAGAUGAACAAAAUCCAAAAAACUAGUAUACACACCAUUGAUUGAAUUAAAAGUUACAAUAUGUAAAAAAUUUGUUA